Molecule: messenger RNA, 1095 nt
Organism: Branchiostoma floridae (Florida lancelet)
Lineage: Eukaryota; Metazoa; Chordata; Leptocardii; Amphioxiformes; Branchiostomatidae
Product: polyubiquitin-B
Exons: 2
Coding region: 159-848 (229 amino acids)
Biological process (GO): protein ubiquitination; modification-dependent protein catabolic process
Cellular component (GO): cytoplasm; nucleus
Molecular function (GO): protein tag activity; ubiquitin protein ligase binding
Source: RefSeq, a predicted model, not a curated record
AUAUCAUGUGAUUAGAAUUGGCCAAUAGACGUUGAUGUGGUGCCAAAAAUAGUGUCGUCAUACAGCAUAAGUAGUCGAGCACGUCCGAUCGGCGUCAUUUCCAGACAAGAAAGAGAUUCGAGUGAAAGAAAUCGUCCUUUAUCACAGAAAAAAGAAUCAUGCAGAUCUUUGUCAAAACCCUGACUGGCAAGACCAUCACCCUCGAGGUUGAGCCGUCUGACACAAUCGAGAACGUAAAGGCCAAGAUCCAAGACAAGGAAGGCAUCCCCCCAGACCAGCAGCGUCUCAUCUUCGCAGGAAAGCAGCUUGAAGAUGGCCGCACCCUGUCUGACUACAACAUCCAGAAAGAGUCCACUCUCCACUUGGUUCUGCGUCUGCGUGGUGGCAUGCAGAUCUUUGUGAAGACCCUGACUGGUAAGACCAUCACCCUCGAGGUUGAGCCAUCCGACACAAUCGAGAACGUCAAGGCCAAGAUCCAAGACAAGGAAGGCAUCCCCCCAGACCAGCAGCGUCUCAUCUUUGCCGGCAAGCAGCUGGAAGAUGGCCGCACCCUGUCUGACUACAACAUCCAGAAGGAGUCCACCCUCCAUUUGGUGCUGCGUCUGCGUGGUGGCAUGCAGAUCUUUGUGAAGACCCUCACAGGCAAGACCAUCACCCUAGAAGUGGAGCCAUCAGACACCAUUGAAAACGUCAAGGCCAAGAUCCAAGACAAGGAAGGCAUCCCCCCAGACCAGCAGCGUCUCAUCUUCGCCGGCAAGCAGCUGGAAGAUGGCCGCACCCUGUCUGACUACAACAUCCAGAAGGAGUCUACCCUUCACCUUGUGCUGCGUCUGCGUGGUGGAAACUAAGGCAGUUGGGCAAUCACAGGAGUUGUUCCUCAUACGUCAAUUCAAAGAUCACAAAAAUAUAAUGAACUGAUAAGACUCAGCACAGAAGUCUGUAUUUGCACUAGCUAUUCAUUCCAUGUAGUGUCAUUAGAAGAAUAGGAUGUACUGUCUUGGUAUUUUCUGUUGCUAUCUAUGUUAUGUAAUCCAUUGCCAACCAAGUUAUGUAAUCUAUUUGUUCUUUGUCAUUAAAAUUGCUAUGCUGAACUGA